Messenger RNA from Caretta caretta (loggerhead turtle), 1359 nucleotides. RefSeq names its product deoxynucleotidyltransferase terminal interacting protein 1 (gene DNTTIP1). Gene Ontology annotation, cellular component: nucleus. NCBI's taxonomy places the organism in Eukaryota, Metazoa, Chordata, Testudines, Cheloniidae. The record is from RefSeq and is a predicted model, not a curated record. Gene Ontology annotation, molecular function: nucleosome binding; DNA binding.
CUCGGCCCCGCUCCUUCCGGUGCGGCGGGUCGGGGGCGCUGCGCAGCCGGGAUGGGGGCCGCCCGGGAUCCCGAGCAGCAGCCGGGGCCGCCGGGGGAAGGGGGCCCGGAGGAGGGGGACGGGCAGCUGAGCCCCUGGAACAUCAUGAUCAAGCACCGCCAGGUGCAGCGGCGGGGUCGGCGCUCGCAGAUGACAACAAGCUUUACAGAUCCUGCUGUCUCCAUGGAUUUGCUGCGAGCUGUUCUGCAGCCUAGUAUCAAUGAGGAGAUCCAAAUAGUCUUCAAUAAAUACAUGAAGUUUUUCCAGAAAGCAGCGGUUAACGUGAGAGAGAAUGUCGGGGAGGAGGUGGACCCAGAGCAGCUCAUCCAGGAAACAUGUCGGAGCUGCCUAGAACAGGCCAAGCUGCUGUUCUCUGAUGGCAAGAAGGUGAUACCCAGACUGACCCAUGAGCAGUCAGUGCCAAAGCGUGCCCGGCAGAUGGAAGAGGAAUCCAGUCGGCGAGGAAGCCCUGUUCCCAAAAAGAGGAAGGGGCGACCUCCAGGGCAGAGCCUGCUGAACGAUCGUGGAGCCUCAGGUGUGGCCACGUGGAAGCUCAAAUCCUGUGAGCCAGUGCGCCGGGAGGGACCAAAGUGGGAUCCAGCCCGGCUGACUGAGUCCACAACUUUUGUGCUGGGAUCUCGAGCAAACAAGGCCCUUGGAAUGGGAGGAACCAGAGGGCGACUCUACAUCAAACACCCCCAUCUCUUUAAGUAUGCGGCUGAUCCUCAAGACAAGCACUGGCUGGCAGAACAGCAGCACAUGAGGGCCACAGGGGGCAAGAUGGCCUACCUUCUCAUAGAGGAGGAUAUUCAGGAUCUGGCUGCCAGUGACGAUUACAGGAGCUCUCUUGAUUUGAAGCUGGAGGAACUAAAACCUUUUAUCCCACCUGCCUGGAUGACUGAAAAGAUGCAGAAAUAUAUGGAGACACUUCGCCAUGAAGGGGACCCACAGCCUCCAGAGGGAACCCAUGAAACAUAAGAAACCUCACCCUCCCUGCCAAGCGGCAUCCAGUCACAACAUGGACUCUUGCCCGGUUUUUUUUUAAUCUUUCCUUCCUUGGUGUUUCACUGGACAUGUUGGGGCUUGUGCUUUCAGUGGCCCAGGUAGCAGAAUGCUGCCCACAGGGAAAAGCAGUGCAGCAGCUGUGUUUAAACCUCCUGAGAGCUGUUUGGGCCAUUCCCCUGAGUGGGUGGUGGCUGGCAGUAAGCAAAGUCACUGGCUGCUUCCUGCUUCUCCUCAGAGCUGCACUUUUCUGUGUGAACUUCCUCUUUCAGAUCCUCUCCGUGUACAAACAGAUUUGUAAUAAACGCUGCUGCCGGA